AAGGGUGGUGACGGGAUGGGCAAGAUGCCGGCCGUCGUCAAGCCGAUCAAGCUGAAGAGCAUUGUCACGAAGGCGGAAUCGUACGACACGAUGCACGGCAAGGCGAGCGAUGUAAUGUCGUGCUCGCGGGAGGUGUGCAUGGGAAGCGUUAUGACACCGCACGUCAUCGGUACGGAAACGCGCAAACCGGAAAUAGUGCAGCAGCAUGCGAAGGACUUCCUCGAUCAGUACUAUUCAUCUAUCAGGCGAUUAAAAUCACCCGCACACGAUAGUCGUUGGCAGCAGGUGCAGAAGGAGGUGGAAGCAACAGGCUCCUACCAUCUGACGGAAACCGAGCUGAUCUACGGUGCGAAGCUGGCCUGGCGCAAUUCGUCCCGUUGCAUCGGCCGGAUACAGUGGUCCAAGCUGCAGGUUUUCGAUUGCCGAUACGUUACGACCACCAGCGGUAUGUUUGAAGCGAUCUGCAAUCACAUCAAAUAUGCGACCAAUAAAGGAAACCUCAGAUCGGCCAUCACAAUUUUCCCACAGCGAACGGACGGCAAACACGACUACCGCAUCUGGAACAAUCAGAUUAUCUCGUACGCCGGCUAUAAGAACGCAGACGGUAAAAUUAUCGGUGAUCCGGCCAAUGUCGAGUUUACUGAUUUCUGCGUUAAGCUCGGCUGGAAGAGUAAGCGGACGGAGUGGGAUAUCCUGCCGCUGGUCGUGUCGGCGAACGGGCACGAUCCGGACUACUUCGACUAUCCGCCCGAGCUGAUCCUGGAGGUGCCACUCAGUCAUCCACAGUUUAAAUGGUUUGCCGAGCUCAAUCUUCGGUGGUACGCCGUGCCGAUGGUAUCGUCAAUGCUGUUCGAUUGCGGUGGCAUCCAGUUUACGGCAACGGCUUUCAGCGGUUGGUACAUGUCGACGGAGAUCGGUUGCCGCAAUCUGUGCGAUGCUAACCGACGAAACCUCCUGGAGCCAAUCGCCAUCAAGAUGGGACUGGACACAAGAAACCCGACGUCGCUCUGGAAGGAUAAGGCGCUGGUGGAGAUUAAUAUCGCUGUGCUGCAUUCGUUCCAGAGCCGCAAUAUUACCAUCGUCGAUCAUCACACCGCCAGCGAGAGCUUCAUGAAGCACUUUGAAAACGAAACCAAGCUAAGGAAUGGUUGUCCGGCCGAUUGGAUAUGGAUCGUGCCGCCAAUGUCGGCCUCAGUAACGCCAGUUUUUCAUCAGGAAAUGGCCGUCUACUAUCUGCGGCCAUCGUUCGAGUAUCAGGAAACGGCUAUGAAAACGCACAUCUGGAAGAAGGGACGAGAUUCGGCGAAAAAUAAGAAGCCCCGCCGAAAGUUCAACUUUAAGCAAAUAGCUAGAGCUGUCAAAUUUACAUCGAAACUGUUCGGACGCGCUCUGUCCCGUCGGAUCAAGGCGACGGUGCUGUACGCGACGGAAACUGGACGUUCGGAACAGUACGCUCGUCAGCUAGUGGAACUGCUCGGUCACGCGUUCAACGCACAGAUCUACUGCAUGUCGGAUUACGACAUCUCAUCAAUCGAACACGAAGCCCUACUGUUGGUGGUUGCUUCCACCUUCGGCAACGGUGAUCCCCCGGAGAAUGGCGAGCUUUUCGCCCAGGAUCUAUACGCGAUGAAGCUACACGAAAGUGGCCACCAUCAGGCGCACAGCGAACUGACGAUUGCCGCUUCCUCCAAGUCGUUCAUCAAAGCCAACUCGCGCAGCGAUUUGGGCAAGUUCGGUCCAAUGGGUGGUCGUAAAAUAGAUCGACUCGAUUCGCUUCGCGGCUCCACGACGGACACACUGUCGGAGGAAACGUUUGGCCCGUUGUCGAACGUACGGUUUGCGGUGUUUGCCCUCGGUUCGUCCGCCUAUCCAAAUUUCUGCGCCUUCGGUAAGUACAUUGACAACAUUCUCGGUGAGCUAGGCGGUGAGCGGCUGAUGAAGAUGGCGACGGGUGACGAAAUUUGUGGCCAGGAGCAAGCGUUCCGUAAGUGGGCGCCGGAGGUGUUCAAGAUCGCCUGCGAAACGUUCUGCCUCGACCCGGAGGAAACGCUCUCGGAUGCGGCCUUUGCGCUGCAGAGCGAGCUGUCGGAAAAUACGGUCCGCUAUGCACCGGUCAGCGAGUACGAAUCGCUCGAUCGUUCCCUGUCCAAGUUCCACAACAAGAAAUCCAUGGAAUGCUCGGUGAAACGGAAUCCAAUCAAUCUGCACUGCGAGAUGAACGGUACGGAGCGGUCAACAAUUUUGGUUGAGAUUAUGGCCGAAGGGAUUGAUUACGAACCAGGAGAUCAUGUUGGUAUUUUCCCUGCUAAUCGAAAAGAAAUUGUGGAUGGAAUCAUCGAACGCUUGACUGGUGUGAACGACCCAGAUGAAGUGCUGCAACUGCAAAUUCUGAAGGAAAAACAAACACAAAAUGGUGUGUACAAAUCAUGGGAUCCUCAUGAGCGACUUCCCGUCUGUACGCUCCGUACACUGUUGACUCGAUUCUUGGACAUUACUACACCACCGACCAGACAGCUGCUCACCUAUCUUGCCUCGUGCUGUGGUGAUAAGGCAGAUGAAGAAAGACUACUGAUGCUGGCUAACGAAUCGUCGGUGUACGAAGAUUGGCGCUACUGGAAGCUGCCUCAUCUGCUAGAAGUGCUGGAAGAGUUUCCAUCCUGUCGUCCCCCGGCAGCAGUCUUUGUUGCACAACUGAAUGCACUACAGCCACGUUUCUACUCCAUCUCUUCCUCGCCGAGAAAGUACUCGAACGAAAUCCAUCUAACGGUAGCCAUCGUCACGUACCGAGCGGAGGACGGAGAAGGUGCCGAACACUAUGGCGUGUGCUCGAACUACUUGGCCAAUCUGCAAUCGGACGAUAAGAUGUAUCUGUUCGUUCGCAGUGCACCGUCGUUCCACAUGUCGAAAGAUCCCACCAAACCGGUCAUUUUGAUCGGUCCCGGUACGGGUAUUGCACCGUUCCGCUCGUUCUGGCAAGAAUGGGACCACAUUAAGACGGAAAUGGUCGACUGUAAGAUUCCCAAGGUAUGGCUAUUCUUUGGAUGUCGCACGAAGAACGUGGACCUAUACCGGGACGAAAAGGAAGAGAUGGUACAGAACGGAGUACUCGAUCGGGUGUUUUUGGCCCUGUCGCGAGAGGAAAACAUUCCGAAGACCUACGUACAGGAUCUCGCCCUCAAGGAGGCGGAAUCGAUCUCCGAGCUCAUCCUGCAGGAAAAGGCACACAUCUACGUGUGCGGCGAUGUCACCAUGGCCGAACACGUGUACCAGACGCUGCGCAAGAUUCUGGCCACGCGCGAAAAGCGCACGGAAACGGAAAUGGAGAAGUACAUGCUGACGUUGCGGGAUGAAAAUCGCUAUCACGAGGACAUUUUCGGUAUCACACUACGUACGGCCGAAAUACAUAACAAGUCACGUGCUACUGCCCGUAUUCGAAUGGCUUCUCAGCCGUAAGCUUUAUUUGCUUGUACUUUUAUCGUUGGGGACAAAUUUGCCCAACAAAACGAUGACGCACACGGGUGCAGUGUUAGGCAUAAGCAAAAACUUUACAUUAACUACCUACGACACGUGAAUGCGGAUGUUGGUGUUGGACGUUGCUUUUUAAAGACAAAUUAACGGAAACUGUUUAUUCCAUUCUUAACACCACGGAACGUCG
Messenger RNA from Anopheles moucheti, 3655 nucleotides. It is a transcript of the gene Nos, whose product is annotated as nitric oxide synthase. Gene Ontology annotation, molecular function: NADP binding; nitric-oxide synthase activity; heme binding. Lineage: Eukaryota; Metazoa; Arthropoda; Insecta; Diptera; Culicidae. Gene Ontology annotation, biological process: nitric oxide biosynthetic process. The transcript is spliced from 19 exons. The record is from RefSeq and is a predicted model, not a curated record. Bases 16 to 3453 code for a protein of 1145 amino acids.